ACUGGUGCACAGUUGGUUUAUUAUAAAAAAUGAAACCGCUUCCUGCAGUGGUUGAAUGUUAUGGGUGUACAGUUUUUUACAUGAAAGAGGAAGAGUUUCAAAGCCAUGACCAUGAAAGCACCUGACUGAACACAGGGAGACAAUCAUUAGUCCAGGUUGUUACCUUCUUCAGUGGCUGAGGGGAGAACCUGACUCUGGCCUGAAGGUAAAUUAGAAAUAAUGGGAACCAUCUUAGACUCAUGGAGAAUAACUCCAGCUGUCAUUAUUACUAUACUACACAUCCAAGCAGUAAUCGGCACCAAAACCACAGUUUUUUCUGGUGUGGAAGGUGAGAGUUUUGUCUUCAGAUGUGAAUAUCCAAAUGGCCUGACGGAGAAUUUGAAGUACCUGUGCCGUAUUGAUGAAUGCUCCAGUUACUUGAUAAUGACAGACAAACAUAACCGGUGGGAGACCAAAGGACGCUUCUCCAUGUACGACAACACCACUGGAAGCUUCUUCAUUGUCAAGGUGGAUAAACUGAGGUUAAAUGACAGUGGGACGUAUCAGUGUGGAGUGGAUAUCAGCCUCCAACCUGAUUAUCACAGCGCCAUAAAACUGAAUGUUUCCCAAGCAUAUGAACCUCAGCUGUUAUUCCACCUGCCGCUGGUCCUGACUGCUGUUAUGUGCGUGGCAGCACUCAUGUUUGUGUGUCUGUUCACAUUAUGUCUUCUACUGGUUCUGAAACACAGAAGAUCAAUCCCACCACAGAAUAAAGAGGUUUGUCCACCACAGACACUUUUAGAUAUGCUAGCAGUAUAAGCAACAGCAAAGUGGUUCAACACUGUACAUUUGAAGUUUCUCAUUAUUAGUCAGUAACAUUUAUGAAAUGUGAAACAUUCAUGAAACCUAAAGUUAUAUCGCAAUAACUGGUCAAAAUGUGAAGAGGAUGUCAGUGAUGAGUCAUAAAGGUAGAACAUAACAUGUCAUAAGCUUACUCUGAAAAACACACCUUCAGAAAGGAAAUAAUAGUAAAAUCACUGCAUGGAGUUGACAGGCUCUAAAAAUACCUUUACCUGGCAAAUGUUUUCUGAUAACUAUUUUCCUAAAGCUAAUGUAAGCUGUGUGUUAGCAGAGAUACCUACAAAAACAAUAACAUUGCUGACAAGUUCUCUGCUGUAAUAACACAAAUAAAAACACUUUGACCAACAUAGCAAAAAGUAUACAGUAAUCUAAAGUUCACUUAUCCCCUUAACAUCUAGUUUGAUACAUACAGUUGAGACUUAUACAGCAUCAGUCUGAUUUGAAGAUGAAUAAAUACAUUUUAGCAAUAAACUGCAAUAUAAGACAAAUUAAAACUCAUAUAUGCAUUUGUUUUACAUUGGAUUGAAUUAUUUCAUGGUUCAGGCUUUAAAGUCUUAUCAUGUUUAUCUUAUGAGUAGCAAAAUGAUUCCCACAAACAGUGUGAGUGAGUGUCACACAUGCAUUGUGUCUUAAUGCUCAUGCCCACUUCUCUGGCCUGAUAAAAGGUCUGGAUUUUUAGUUUGGAAGCUUUAAAAGUUUCGUUUUUUGUUACAAUAUGUCCCACCAUCUCCACUACUUCUUUGGACAUGUUUUCAGAUUAGUGGUAGCCGAAGGAAUUGACAUGGAGGUAUGUUCACAAAAUACACUGGAGAAUGAUAUGCUUGUUAGCCCUGUAGUGUAGUUGAAAUCUGUGUGUAAUUACUCGUGUGAUGACUUCUUUAAUUUUCCAAGUCUCUGCUUUGAUUAAAAACUGGUAGUUUUUGAAGAUGUAUUUAUUUCCAAUGAACCCUUCCUCUAAGGCAGAGGUUCUCAAACUGUGGGCUGUGCCCCCACUGGGGCAUAAACAGAAGUGGUGACUUUCCAUAGAGUAUAAAACCAUUUUGAUGCUUGUUCAUUAAAAACUUUUUUUUACCACUUAUCUAUUUUAUUUUUCAAUAAUGUAUUUAAAAUAAAUUAAUUAAUUGAAAAGGACCAGAGUUGAGGAUGAGGUUGAUGACCAACAAACUGACUAUCGUCCUCACUUUUCCCUUACAAAACAUGUGGGAGAAUCUUUGGCAGCUGUCACUUGAAUGUAAUGUGUGGUUUGUCUGCUCUGGCCUACUGAAUCUUUUUUUAAAGAAGGCUCUGUAGAAAAGGCUCAUCCUAAGCUAACAAAAAUACAAUCAUAAAUAGUUACUGGUGAUGAAUCAAAAUCUAUAUACUCCAUGUAUGCCUAUAGAUACACAAUAGUGUUGUAAUGUGUAAUUUGACUGCAGAAAAUGCCACAUUGUUUACUCAGCACAAAGAAAACAUGAUCUCACUCUAAGUGUUCUUCUGGUAUCUUGCAGAUAACGUCUGACUAUGAGACUAUGAUGCCAGGUCUAAAAGCUGAGCCUCAAUGUUGCUGCAGCUGUUCGGCCCCAAACUGCAGUGAUCCUUCAUCUUUACCAUUACCACCACCACCUGACCUCUGCUCUAGCUUCCCAAAGCAUCGGGAGUCUGCUCUCUCAUUCGGCGUUGGUGAAUAUGUUGAUGUGGAUGUACUAGGAAAUAUCUGCCAGUACCAACAUCUGGAUCUCAGCCAGUUAGAAGAGCAUGUCUAUCACAGUCUUCAUGUACAUAGUUGUCCUAAACAUGAACCUAUUAAAGAGGAGAUGAACUGUUUAAAUGUCAAAAGAUAAUUCUGGGCUAAUCACACCUUAAGUCUUAGUAGUGUGGUUUCAAUCAGCCUCUCACAAAAAAGUACUAGUGAUAUAGAGUAGCUUGGUAAAUCUGUUAUUAAUAAUUCAACUAAUGAAAUGAAAUGACCAAUCCUGAUCCAGAUCCUGAUUUAAUAUAUUAGUUUUAUCCUUUUACAGUGUUUGAAUGACAGAAAGAGCUGAGUAACUCAAAACUUUUGGAUCUUUAUGCAAUUUCUUUAAGUGUAUAUUUUUGUUUUGUUUAAAUGGCAAAAAGAAAAAAGAAAAACAAAAAAAUCUGAGUGGAUGGUUUAAGCAGUGUCACUGUGCUCUACAAUUUUUAUAAUAUUUACCAAAAUAAACAAACAGGUUUAUAUCUGAAGUUUUUCUUGUAGUUAUUAUUUACUGACCUGUUACCUCUUGAUUACUCAUUGUGAGAAAAGCGCAUGGGAGGGACAUGCUGAUGGUCAUGGUUUUUGGGGAGAGAAUCAGACAGAGGAAACUGAUGAAAGACAGGAAGUGAAAGGAAAAAGAGGAACCCGUGAAGAAAAGCAGACUUGGUAUUCAUUUAGAAAGACUCGCAAGGGCAAAGAAUCAGGGUGAGUAAAGCCCAAGGACGGUAACAAAAAGAAACCUUACGUGAAGCAUGGAGAUGACUGUGAUCUUUGUGAUAUUUCUUUUGGAAGGAUUAUGGGAGACUAAAGCUAUGUCAGUAACAGGAAACAAGGGCAGCUCUAUCACAGUAACCUGCUCUCACUCCAACGCCUACUCCACCGUCAAAUAUUUCUGCAAAGGACAAUGCACAUAUCAAGACAUCCUCAUAAGCAGCACUACCAUUUCAAAUAAAAAAUACAAAAUUGAAGAUAAAGGAAAUACAUUCAGUGUCACUAUCUUUGACCUAAAAGAAGAUGACUCUGGAACUUACUGGUGUGGAAUUGAACGAGUUGGUUUGGACACAUAUAAUCAAGUAAUCCUUACAGUUUUAGCUAACCAAGAUAAGGCAGCCUAUACACAUGCUUCUCUUUCUGAGACGGUGGUGUAUACUGGAGUAACUCUCGGUGUGGUGGUGCUAGUGCUGGGCGUGGGACUUCUGAUUUUCUUCAGACAUCGAAACAGCAACAUCAAUGCAUCAUCUGGACAGUACUAUGACCUGGUGUUCAGGUCCUGUCAAAAACAAGAUGCCUGCAAUGACAAGAAUGCCUCUCCAUCCAAGGAGGAUCAAGAAACAGAUGGUGGAACUAAGAGUGCCAAUCAGCAUCAAGAUACAUCAGAGCCUCAGAAGGACUCAGGCAAUCUCAUCUACACGACUGUUACCUUCACAAAUCAAACAGAGUCCAGCAUGGCUGCACCCGACCUUGUAGCGUCUAUAAAAUCAUCCUCUAAGCCAAAAUCAACAGAAGAAUCUACAAUCUAUAGCAACAUCUCAACUCAAUGCUGAUGUUAGACAAAGUAUUUCUACUGGAACAUUUCACUUCUUGAUUAUAACAUGUAUUUUCUUCUUGUGAUUUAAAUAUUUUAAAAAUCCAGCUUCAAGUCAUUAUUUAACUUCAUAUCAGGCAUAAUGUGUAAUGUGAAAAUUAUAUACAUAGCAAACAAUACAUAGAUUUUUUCAGACUGUUUUUCUAUUGUAUAUGUGUUUUGUAUUCAUGCUUAUUUAUAUGAGACUGAAACUGAGAAAGUGAUAUGAGCAAAGAAAGAGGUUGUGGGUUCAUUCGCAUGUGUCUAACGUAGCUUUGUUUUGAUUAAGGUCCCUAGAAUAGGAUCAAAGCCCUAAUUUGAAUUUUGACUUGGUGACCUGAAACCUGAUGGAUUGAAACCAAAGUUUAAAAAAAGACCAUUCAGACUCAGACCAUUUACCAUUUGACUGUGCAGUGAGUGUUGAGCACUGAGCACAACACAUCUCAUUUUCCACUGAUUUAAAACAGGUUUAUUGUGUCUAAAAUCUUGUUUAAAUAAAAUCUCUGAAAAUAAACAGUUCAAGUAUUUCAUAAACAACUCAAAUUCUGCACAUUUGUUUCCUCUUUGAAGAUGACUGAGCAGUAGCAACAAUUUUGCAUGCCUUUUUGACAGAGCUGUGAUUGGGUAAGACAACUAGACCCAUCAGUCACCACAAGGUCUUUUGUAAGUAAGAAACUGUUUGAAGGAAAGCAGAGUUAUACUGUGAGUCUGAAUACAAAACACACAGGUGAUAUGUGUGCCCCCAGAACCUACUUGUCAAUUGUUUCUUUAGUGUUGUUCUGUAUGUAAAUACAAAUGGACUGCAGCUUGCUGAGAACCUUGUCAGUUUGCCUCUUGCCCUGUGAGAGCUGGAAGGGGCUCCAGGCUGCAAACCAUUUUAGAACAUUUAAGCUUGUUCUCUACUAGUGAUGUGUGAAUCAUGAACGAAUUGUUCAGUACUCGAGGAUCACUUUACUGACUCAUGAAUCAUGAUUCACAAGCCCAACUGACUCACUGACUCAUCCCUGUUGCUGUUAGCAGCAAUGUAUCU
Messenger RNA from Haplochromis burtoni (Burton's mouthbrooder), 5145 nucleotides. RefSeq names its product CMRF35-like molecule 8. The record is from RefSeq and is a predicted model, not a curated record. The transcript has 7 exons. NCBI's taxonomy places the organism in Eukaryota, Metazoa, Chordata, Actinopteri, Cichliformes, Cichlidae. Bases 3304 to 4095 code for a protein of 263 amino acids.